AUGACAAUCACUAUCAAUUGGGCUAUCUUAGGAGCUGGAAAUAUCUCCUCCCAGUUUGUCUAUGAUUUAUUGCUCAACAACGAUCGAAAGACCGAGUAUCACCAUAUCAUUAGGAGUAUAGGUUGUUCCAAUGCAGAAAAGGGACAAGAUUUCAUCAAACGGAAUAACAUCGUUGCAGAGCGAAACUACAAUAUAACCCCGAUCGUUCAAUCAUACAAAGAGCUUUACGAAAAUCUGGAUGUGGACGUGGUUUAUAUUGGCACUCCACACAACUUUCAUGUUGAGCAAGCCAUUGCAUGUUUAGAGAACGGUAAACAUGUGUUAUGUGAAAAGCCAAUCACAGUGAAUAAGAAGGAUGGGGAGAGAAUAUUUGAAGUUGCGAAAAAGCAGGGAAAGUUUUGUAUGGAAGCUGUUUGGACAAGAUUCUUCCCAGCAAUCAAAGAGCUUAAAGAAAAAGUGUACCAUGAAAAAGUGAUUGGUGAUAUUCACAGAUUGUUUGCUGAUUUAAGCUAUAAUGGUGAUGUCAAAAGCUUGCCUUUGACGUCAAGGGUCAGAGAUAGAUCACUAGCUGCGGGAUCUCUCUUGGAUAUCGGUAUAUAUCCGAUCACUUAUUCAAGAAUUUUAUUGGAUGAUCAAGUUGGUGAGAAUGCUUCAAAAUUUAAUCAAAAAAGCUUUCUCACGAUAGACGAAAACGACUUGGUGGACCACCUUGCCUCCAUUAUCAUCAAAUACGAAGAUGGCAAGCAUGCAUUACUUACUUCGUCGGAGUUGGUUGAUGGGCCGAAAGCGUAUGUUAGACUUGAAGGGUCAGAUGGCUGGGUUGAAAUGUAUAGUGAUAACCCAGCCAGAGCCAAACAUUUCAAAAUUUUCAACAAAAAAGGACUAGAAAUCUAUGAAUACAAGGACAACUCGGGUUAUAAUGGGUUCAUCUAUGAGGCAGAUGCUGUUGCCAAAGAUAUUCAUGAUGGUAAAUUGGAGAACGAAAUAAUGCCCCACGCUGAGAGCUUACUUGUAAUGGGUGUGAUGGAUGAUAUUAGGAAAGAGAAUGGGCUUUCUUAUGAGCAGGAUUGA
This is a messenger RNA of Lodderomyces parapsilosis, 1071 nucleotides long. RefSeq lists its product as uncharacterized. NCBI's taxonomy places the organism in Eukaryota, Fungi, Ascomycota, Pichiomycetes, Serinales, Debaryomycetaceae. The record is from RefSeq and is a predicted model, not a curated record. The transcript has a single exon. The coding region runs from base 1 to 1071 and encodes 356 amino acids. Gene Ontology annotation, molecular function: nucleotide binding.